Molecule: messenger RNA, 1162 nt
Organism: Funneliformis caledonium
Lineage: Eukaryota; Fungi; Glomeromycota; Glomeromycetes; Glomerales; Glomeraceae
Source: the annotation of a GenBank genome assembly
AUGAGACUUAGAAAGGAUAUUAGAGAAAACUUGAAAGAGUCUGAUUAUUGGCAAAACGUCACCAAACCAAGUUUAAUUAAUUUCUUGAAAUAUCGCGAAACUAAAGUUCAUGAAAAGCUUGAUAGAAAUAAUGAAAUACUUCAGUAUAAACAAGAUUUAAAGAAGAUAGAAACGCAUUAUAAAUACGGAAGUAAUGCAAAGAUCGCAAAAGUCGCUAAGCUUAAAAUAAAGGAUGAAUUAAUAUCAUCUGAAGUGAAUGACUUCUGGAGAUCGCAAGAAAUUCAGAACGAGAUUGAAAUAGAACAUCAAAAUGAUAACUUAGAUAAGGAUGAAUUAAUAUCAUCUGAAGUGAAUGACUUUCGGAGAACGCUAGAAGUCGAAAUAGAACAGCAGACCGAUGAAUCAGAUAAUGAUGAAUUAAUAUCCUCUGAAGCGAAUGACUUCCGGAGAACGCAAGAAGUUCAAAGCGAGAUUGAAAUAGAACAGCAAAUUGAUGACUUAGAUAAGAUAAAGAUCUAUGGAAUUCUCAAAAAAGAAAUUCUGAUUGAACGUAAUAUUAAAAGCAUCAUUAAUGCUUUUGAACUUUAUAAGGAUAACAAUGUAUAUCAAAGUUUUCUUGAAUCAUUAAAUCAAUAUGAUAAAUUAAUCCCAGAUGAAACAUACAAGUUUCUGGUUGAUUUUUUUUCACAAAAAUUAACUUAUAAGCAGUGGUCAAAAGCCAUAGAUAAUUUGAAUAUUAAAGAACACAGAGAAGAGACCACUAGAAUGAUAAUAAAAAUGAUUACUAAAUCACUCGAUAAUUUGUAUGUGUCUUUCGCAUUAGAACAUAUGAAUCCACUCCAUAAUAUAGAAGCUCUAGAACAACCUCAUCUCAAUGACUAUAUACACCCAUGUAUAAAGUCAGCUUUAUGGAGUUGUACUGAAAUAUAUUAUACUUCCGGCGAAAUUUCAUCAAUAAAUCAUAUCAACCGUCAAAAGGGAGAUGUUAAAGCAAGAAAAGAACUUGAUGAUAGAAUUAAAAUAAUCAAGAACCUCGAAAAUAUGUUACUAAACAUUGUUAAAGAUCGAGUGAAGAAAAGGAAAUUAAUAAUACCAGAUAUGGAAGUUUUUGGUGUUAUUAGCAUAGAACUUAACCUACAUUUGUAUGCUCUUAGUUUUACCG